AUGGCAUGUAGGCAUAGACGUACGGCUGCGGCGGCAGCAACAGCAGCAGAAAAGGAGGUGCAUUACCGCGGAGUAAGGAAGAGGCCAUGGGGGAGAUACGAGGCGGAUAUAAGAGAUCCACAUAGGAAAUGCCAAGUAUGGUUAGGCACAUUUGACACAGCAGUGGAGGCAGCGAUGGUGUAUGAUACAACAGCCAUAGAGUUUCGAGGAGUUAAGGCGAAGACAAACUUCCCAAUUCAUAUUGAUGUAACUCGAAGUCCCAGUGAGGUGAGUAUUGUUGAAUCAUCUACCACAAGAGUUAAGGUGAAGAAAGUGGAGGUUCCUGAGGAACUGGUGAUUGUUGAAUCAUCACCGCUUCCGUUGGAUCUAACCCUUGGCAGAUUCGGAUCCAUAAUCAUGGUUUCGAUGCAGGAGAUCUCAGCGAGUCAGAUUCUUCAUCAGUGA
Capsicum annuum is the source of this 444-nucleotide messenger RNA. Its product is annotated as ethylene-responsive transcription factor 4-like. Gene Ontology annotation, biological process: regulation of DNA-templated transcription. Gene Ontology annotation, molecular function: DNA binding; DNA-binding transcription factor activity. The record is from RefSeq and is a predicted model, not a curated record. NCBI's taxonomy places the organism in Eukaryota, Viridiplantae, Streptophyta, Magnoliopsida, Solanales, Solanaceae. The transcript has 2 exons. Bases 1 to 444 code for a protein of 147 amino acids.